Pseudozyma hubeiensis SY62 is the source of this 2919-nucleotide messenger RNA. RefSeq lists its product as hypothetical. Gene Ontology annotation, molecular function: protein binding. The coding region runs from base 1 to 2919 and encodes 972 amino acids. The record is from RefSeq and is a predicted model, not a curated record. The transcript has a single exon. Lineage: Eukaryota; Fungi; Basidiomycota; Ustilaginomycetes; Ustilaginales; Ustilaginaceae.
AUGAGCUGGCUCAACUCUUUCGACCCAGCAGCACCACGAAGCUCGUCAAGCUCCAGUGCCAAUCGGUCUCCGCACUAUGUGGGAUCAGGCUCAGCCGAGAAUCUGUCGCGGAGCUCACAAGCGGCCACAACAUCAAAUUCGGCGGCUGGACCUUCAGCUUUGCGGUCGCACAACGCAGCGCCUUCGCCAGUACACCGUAUGCCUUCCCAGACAGGGCGGACCACUCGUCUCUUCAACAACAACUCUUCGACAAGAUCUGGCACCGCAUCGUUUCAAGCUCGUCCGCCUCGCCCACCGCACCGCAGCAAAGCUGCCCCGCCGUCAGCAGCUUUGCGGUCAGAAGAUGCACAACCCAACGAAAACGAGAUUCGCACGAAGCCUUGGGAGAUUGCAGGGCCUCCAACCAUAGGUAAAGCAAGAUCGAGUCAGUCUAUGAGACUUCCUAGACCGCCAAGUCAAGCUGCGUCGUUGCAACCGCCAAGAGCGGCUUCACGACGUUGGCCGCCUUCGGAGCUACCUACCAAUCGCCCUCUACCAGUACGGCCGACCCCGGCCAGCCUCAAUGGUCAAACGCCACCACGUACUGAGAGUAAAUCGCACGUCCAGGCUGUGAUUGACGGUCUUAGGCAUCGAACCUCGCAUGCAAGUCCGUUAUCGCAUUCGAGGUCGAUCCUACAAUCACCGUCAGACUCAGCGGCCGCAUCGCAGUCACAAGCUCAGACACCAGCACAACCGAAAACAAACCUCGCGCCAAGACCUCAGCAGCCGAAGACUCAAGAGCCUAAAAUGCUUUCUGUAACGAAGAAACGAAAGCUAGAAGGGAACGCGAAACUGGAGAAGAAGCGGCAGAAGGAGCAGCGAAAGCAACUCGAGCAGCGUCAGAAGAGCGAAGCAGCGAGCCAAGGCGGAAGCAGGCAUGAAAAUGCCAAUGAUCAGCCACCGACGAAAAGAGUGAAGAGAGAAGAGACCGGAAAGCCCAAGUCAACGGAUGCGCACGUUCAGCAAAACACUCGCCCGACCAAUGCAGAGAUCAUCGCAUCCCACCUUCAAGCCGCGCGGCCGAACAGCUCCAAUGGCGUGCCCCAAUCAUCAGAAGGUGUUCGCACCCCUUCUCCGCCGCCUAGCCAUGCACGACAACAGCAAACUAUGCAUGGCAAUACGCAACCAAAUCGAAAGGCGCAGGAUCUUGCUUCGGGUGCAAACAUACCCAGCCUGGCCCAGCUGCACAGCAUUCUGUCCAUGGUCAAUAAAUCGCCUGAGGCACUGGAACAGUCCAAUCCACGCCUUCUGUACGAAAGCUCUUCGCUUGCAGCUCAACAAGCCGAAGAAGCUCGACAGGCCGAAGAGCUCGCCCAGUAUUUGGAUCAAUUGACAGAAGACGAGUCGUCAGUGCCUGUCAAAGCAGAUCCCGUCGCCUAUCAAGCUGCCUCGGAGCGAGCGUCGGAUACUUUGGCUGAACUGAUCAGCCGGUGUGAGCCUGCUGCCACUUUGGGUGGACCGUUCAAGGAGAGCGCAACCGUAGAGAGCAGCGACGACGAGGACGAUCUACCUUUGGCGCAGCGAAAAGAAGCCGCGCCUUGCACAGAUACCCUUUCCCAUCUUGCUAGCGGAUCAAAGCACUUAGACAGCGACGAUUCGGACCCAGACGAAGAUAUUCCAUUGCGGGACCUUUUGCGGCAACGCUCCUCCGAAGCACUUUCUUCGGCCUCUGGCUCAAACGAGGCAGGGUCAAAGUGGUCUGCACCAUUCUCACAUAAGGUUGCGAGAAUUUUCCAUGGAGCUCGAGGUCUGUCGAUGAAGUUCUUCGUGCCAGUGGCCAGCUCUGCUCAGGAAGGGGAAGAUCGGGCGCGUGCCCGCAGCAGAGCCGCAGCAUUUGAUGCAGCUAUUGGCGUCAGUGAACAGGGACGGAUCGUGACGUUCUCCGAGCAGCCAAUCAAUCGGUCCCCGGGAAGCGAAGCCGAUCUGCCGAGCCAUAUGAUGCGCUUCCAAGCGCAGGAUCUGGUGAAGAAGGCCAAGGCAGAAAGCUCCAGCCUGCCCAUCGACAGGGUCGAAGACGUUUCGCGCCUCACGUCAAAAGUAUGCGGCAUCGCUUCCUCGACCGACAAGCCGCUUGGGUUGGGUAAUCACGACGGCUAUCCGUGUCAGGUGAGUCUCGUCACCGUCGACGAUGCGGCGCGGACUCAUCGUAUGUAUCAUCUCGACGAGCGACCGCACGCGUGGGGUGUGGCGAGCAUCUCUCACUUUCCUCGCACCGAUCCGAAAGACGCCUCGUCCAUCGACUUUGCGACGGGCGGCAUCGACGGAAUCGUCAACCACUGGCAUUGGCAGUCGCGCUCGACGAAAGCAGAGACGUUCCGGCUGCACACAUUGCACGAUUCGAAACCGAUCGUUGCGCUCCAACACCUGUCAUCGCGAUCCAACAUUCUUGCCUCGGCCGCCAUCGGUACCGUGAUUGGAUACGACCUAGCGGCGCUCACGCUGGGAUUCUCGUGGAACACGAGCGAUCACAUUGUUCAUCUGGAAUGCACGCCUGAUCCUCGUCUCAUGCUCGGUGUGUUGGCACGACGCGAUUACGACCAAUUCCGCAUGUUCGACAUCACGGGACGCAACGGCCCAACCUCGCGUCCAGUGAUAUCUUUCGGAUGGCUCAAUGAUUCUCAAGGGACGCUGCCGCUAGGGAGGGGGAGCUUCCAUCCGACCAGAAGGGCCAUCUUUGCGCAUGGUGGAGAGGACGGUCGUGUGAGGGUGUGGGACAUCAGGAAUGCGCGGGACCCCUUGAUCGAUGAGAGGUUGGCGGAUGGUCCCAUCGUCGAGACUGUGUGGGCUGGCAGUGGAAAGCAAGGAGGCGAGGAGGACGCGGAUAGGCUGUACAUAGCUACGCCGAAGGGCGUCGGCAGUGUGUCGAUCUUUGCUCUUUGA